Salvelinus sp. IW2-2015 is the source of this 1207-nucleotide messenger RNA. Its product is annotated as ubiquitin-conjugating enzyme E2 N. NCBI's taxonomy places the organism in Eukaryota, Metazoa, Chordata, Actinopteri, Salmoniformes, Salmonidae. The record is from RefSeq and is a predicted model, not a curated record.
CACAUUUAUACAUCCGGUAAUAUAUCUGUCUCAUUGUUCUAUCUGUGGUUACAGCUAAACCCCGCAAUAAAGACAAGAUGGCAGGACUGCCCCGCAGGAUUAUUAAGGAGACUCAGCGCUUGAUGGCUGAGCCUGUCCCAGGCAUUAAGGCGGAGCCUGACGAAGGGAACGCCCGCUACUUCCAUGUCGUCAUCGCCGGGCCCCAGGACUCACCCUUCGAAGGCGGCACGUUUAAACUUGAACUUUUUCUCCCCGAGGAAUACCCCAUGGCAGCUCCAAAAGUACGCUUUAUGACCAAAAUAUACCACCCCAACGUAGACAAGCUGGGAAGAAUAUGUCUAGACAUCUUGAAAGAUAAAUGGUCUCCAGCCUUGCAGAUCCGUACUGUCCUGCUAUCAAUCCAGGCAUUACUAAGUGCUCCCAACCCUGAUGAUCCUCUAGCGAAUGAUGUUGCGGAGCAGUGGAAGUCCAAUGAAGCUCAAGCCAUAGAGACGGCCCGGACAUGGACCAGGCUUUACGCUCAAAACAACAUAGAAGUGUAGAAAACGUAAAACAAGCGGAAAGAAACUGAGCGGGAAGUCAGUGUGAGAACACACUCCUUAUUUCUGCCAAGACCUCUUCUUCUUCCUACUUCAUUUGCAUUUAAAGGACACCGUCUUGGAGAAAAAAAAAGGUAUUAUUAUAAUAAAAUAAACAUUUAAGGAAUAUAUUAAAAAAGAGGAAAAAGACAAGUAAAUUGGUGAUUUUAAAUGCACAUAAGAGAAAAAAUACUUAACUGGUCAUCUUUGUCCUAACUCACUACUGUUCAGAUGCAUGGGCAGCCAGGGUUGAGAUCUAACUCACCACCUGGCUUUCUUUUUCCAUUGAUUUGGGAGGAAACCGCCAACCUCUGCUUUUAACUAGCUUCGUAAAGAAAAAGAAAAAAACGAAGUGUUUCUGUCCCAUGUUUUUUUUCGGAGGGGGUGGGUUUGAGGGAGASAGUGGGGGUUCUUGUCCAAGAUGGCCAAACUUUUAAAAACUUUUCUUUUAACUUUGUUUUCUCUUGUUUUCGCUGGUUGUUUAUUGAAGUCCGCUGAUUAGCCCCAUGUAGUAGACACACCCUUUGAUACAGGCUAUUGUUGGACUCAUUACCCUGUUGAAGGCCAAGCCGCAAAAAAAAAAUCAACAUAGCGCCUGCUAAACCACUUUAACAUGAAAUACAAAGUAA